Sungouiella intermedia is the source of this 2124-nucleotide messenger RNA. Lineage: Eukaryota; Fungi; Ascomycota; Pichiomycetes; Serinales; Metschnikowiaceae. The record is from the annotation of a GenBank genome assembly.
AUGUCCACCGAACUAAAAGCCAGCGAGAUCUUCAACCAGUUUGCAUCGUUUGAUCCGCAAACAAACAAGAAGUUUCUUUCGCUUCCAGAAUUCGUGACGAUUUUGUCACCUUUUCCAAAUGACUUGCCUAAACAGUCGUACUCGUUGCUUUAUUUGAUCGCCGACAAGGACCGCAAGGGUUAUGUGGAUGAAAAAGACUUUGUUCAGUUCAUCCAUACUUUGACUGAGGAUGACGGUGAAUUCCGUUUGUUGUUCAACAUGAUCUCCAAUGGCCAGAAGAAGUUGACCUACAAAGAAUGUAUCGACAUGCUUAACCGCUUGAACAAGGCCAUCGACCCCAACUAUCAGCAGAAAAAGUUGAAGUUCAACUGGGCCUACAUGGAGAUGUUCUUUUCUCCGGACGGAGAGAUCGACUUCAACGAUUUCAUUGGUUUGAUCAACAACUUGCCUGUGACCAAGUUGAUUGGAGGUUUCGAGACAAUCUCUGGCAGAAGCAAGGUCAUCAAUACCGAGGAAUUGAACCACUUGUUGAACUCCAACUUGAGCCAUAAGUUGUCCUCAAAGUUGAAGAAGAACUUGACUUCUUUGCCUGAGUACUUUGGUAAGGACACCUUCACCUUGUCCAAUGUCUUGAUGGUUUACCAGUGCUUGAACAAGUUGGACUUGAUCAAUGAGGUCAUUGCCAACACUCCUCCAACCACCGGCGAGAAAGACGAUAUUUUGAUCAACAAGACCGAUUUGUACAAUCACUUGAAUGACCAUCUUUUGAAAUCGGCCAAUUUCAAGCCUAUCACCAGAAAGGAGUUGGAUAUGUUGUUCUUCUUGAUCGAUAGAAAUGAGGAGACCAUUCCAAGAAGAGAAUUGAUCUCUUUCUUGAACCCCAACUAUCUCAACAACGAGCCUGCUUUAUACUCCAUCUUUGAUCACCCUGCUGCUCAACCAGUCAGAGAGGAUAACUUCUCGUUGUGGCCAAUUUUCGACUCCAUGUAUUCGUUCUUCUUGGGUUCCAUCGCCGGAUGUAUUGGUGCUACUGCCGUGUAUCCAAUUGAUUUGGUCAAGACCAGAAUGCAAGCCCAGAAACACAAGGCACUCUACGACAACUCGUUUGACUGUUUCAAGAAAAUCAUUAAAAACGAGGGUUUCAAAGGUUUGUAUUCCGGUUUGGGUGCCCAAUUGGUGGGUGUCGCUCCCGAGAAGGCUAUCAAAUUGACUGUCAACGACUUGAUUCGUGGAAUCGGAACCGAUGAAAACGGAAACAUCACCAUGGGCUGGGAGAUUCUUGCCGGUUCUUCGGCUGGUGCCUGUCAGGUCAUUUUCACCAAUCCUUUGGAGAUUGUUAAAAUUAGAUUGCAAAUGCAAGGUGGCUCCUCCAAACUGGUUUUGGCCCCAGGUGAAAUUCCUCACAAAAGAUUGUCUGCUGGCCAAAUCAUCAAGCAAUUGGGUAUCAAAGGUUUGUAUAAGGGUGCUUCUGCCUGUUUGUUGAGAGAUGUUCCAUUCUCGGCCAUCUAUUUCCCAACUUACGCCAACCUCAAGUACCAUUUGUUCAACUACGAUCCUUCUGAUCCAAACAAGAAGCACUCACUUAGUACUUGGCAAUUGUUGGUGUCUGGUGCCAUGGCUGCCGAUGUCAUCAAGACCAGAUUGCAGGUUGAGGCCAAGAAGGGAGAGAUUAAAUACAGAGGCAUUAUUCAUGCAUUUGGCACCAUUUUGAAGGAGGAAGGUUUCACUGCAUUCUUCAAGGGUUCUCUUGCCAGAGUGUUCAGAUCAUCCCCACAAUUCGGUUUCACUUUGGCAUCGUACGAGCUUUUGCAAAGUAUGUUCCCAUUACAUCCACCUAACACCAGGGAGUCCAACUACAAGAAUGUCAGUGGAUAUCCAGGAGUCUACAACUUGACAAACGACCAAGUGUACAGCAACAACUCCAGACUCAUGUACCUUAACAAGGAUCAGUUAUUCAAGAAGCACGGUUUGACCACUCCACAAAAAGACUUGUCCAAUGCCUUGAUCACGUUGCCUGCUGACUAUGUGUACAAGUCCAUGGACACCGUCAAAUUGUUGUUGGAUAUCGACUACAAGUUCGGAAACUUCGACUACAAUGCCUACAGCACCUUCGUCAAGCGCUAA